Messenger RNA from Acanthamoeba castellanii str. Neff, 825 nucleotides. RefSeq lists its product as uncharacterized. The coding region runs from base 1 to 825 and encodes 274 amino acids. NCBI's taxonomy places the organism in Eukaryota, Discosea, Longamoebia, Acanthamoebidae. The record is from RefSeq and is a predicted model, not a curated record. The transcript has a single exon.
AUGGGCUUGGCCGUCUGCGGCCACGUGGAUCUGAUCGGCUGGGCUAAGGAACAUGACUUUGCGCUCGUCAGAAAGACCGUGGACGCCGCGGCACGGUGUGGCCAAAUUGAAGUGCUGCGCCUCUUGUUGGACUACGGAUGCGGGGCCUCGAUCAACACCUGCACCACAGCGGCCCGCUGGGGCCAUCUCGACGCGCUCAUCUAUCUGCGAUCGCGCGGUUGCGACUGGGAUACUGACACGUGUGCGGAGGCGGCGCGCGGCGGUCACCUCGGCGUGCUCCAGUGGGCGCGCCAGAAUGGUUGCCCGUGGGACGGCACCACGGCGGUUAACGCAGCCGCAUCCGGCAACGUCGAACUUCUUGCGUGGGUGCACGACAAUGGCUGCAAGAUCGACUGGGGCGCAUGCGAUGCCGCCGCUGCUCAUGGCCGCAUCUCCGCCUUGCGAGAGCUACGUACCCGUGGCUUCCGCUGGAGCGUUGAAACGUGCCGGAGCGCCGCGCAUAGCGGCAAGUUUGCCACGCUGCGCUGGCUGCGCGCCAACAACUGCCCCUGGGACUCCGGGACGUGCCGCGCGGCCGUGCUCGCAGGGCGCUUUGACAUGCUGCAGUGGUGCCAUGCCGAAGGCUGCCCGCUGGGUGAUGGCGUGUGUGAGCUUGCCGCCUCUCACAACCGACUCGACAUGCUCGCGUGGGCCUAUGCUCGCGGCUGUCAGCUCACGGGCAAGGCCUACUACUGCUCCGAGUUGAUGGAGCACAAGCCCAUAACAGAGUGGCUCAGGGCGCGCGGCUGCCUCACCGACUAUGACCAGCGAGGUGAGUACCUCUAA